CUUCUUGUUGAUUGAACUACAAUAUCGUAUCGCGCGCUUUGUUUCGCGCGCGAUUAAUUCAAUUAUACUCGACUUGGCGACUUCCCUCGGAGAGCCAGGAGUUCUCACGGGAUGGAUCUGAACGAAGAAGACGAAAGCGGAAACGAAAACGGCCGGCAGCUAUUUCUGGUCGGCACGCCGCGCGAUCCAUUGGUAUCAGCUGGUGCGAUCGUAGCGUCGUCGACGAGUGUCUCCGACGAUGUCAACCAGAAUGACGAUCUGCAAUCGACCGCCCUAACUGGUCUAAUUGGCGGCGCGCAAUCCACCUCCGUCUGCUUCCCUGCAAAAUUCACAUAUGAUUUCUCGACUGGCCCUGAAAGCGAAGAGAGACCAUCCUGCAUUAUUGGCAAAAGAAAGCAGCGUAGGUACCGCACCACAUUUUCCAAUUUUCAGUUGGAGGAAUUGGAACGUGCUUUUCAGAAGACUCAUUAUCCCGAUGUGUUCUUUCGGGAGGAACUCGCAGUUCGUAUCCAACUGACAGAAGCUAGAGUACAAGUGUGGUUCCAAAAUCGGAGAGCAAAAUGGCGCAAGCAGGAGAAACAAUGUAAAAUUGCGACUCAUAUGACAUCAUCACACUUACCACCGGAUUGUCAAGAAGUGCAGCAACAUCAAUCGCAACACUCGGAUCACUUGUUAUUAGAAUCACCGUGCAGUCCUAUAUAUCUCGGCAUGGAAUGGGCAGGUUUCUCUCCUUACAACAACACAGACAGCGCAUCGUCUCUUAUGAACAACAUGAACAAGCCAACGGAGACAGAAGCUGACAAUAAUCCGCUGCUCGAUCCUGAAUUGUUACAAUUAAAACCUCCACGUUCCUAA
This is a messenger RNA of Cyphomyrmex costatus, 855 nucleotides long. RefSeq names its product homeobox protein ARX. Gene Ontology annotation, biological process: regulation of transcription by RNA polymerase II. The record is from RefSeq and is a predicted model, not a curated record. The transcript has 3 exons. The coding region runs from base 112 to 855 and encodes 247 amino acids. Gene Ontology annotation, molecular function: RNA polymerase II transcription regulatory region sequence-specific DNA binding; DNA-binding transcription factor activity, RNA polymerase II-specific. Lineage: Eukaryota; Metazoa; Arthropoda; Insecta; Hymenoptera; Formicidae.